This is a messenger RNA of Colletotrichum truncatum, 1026 nucleotides long. The record is from RefSeq and is a predicted model, not a curated record. NCBI's taxonomy places the organism in Eukaryota, Fungi, Ascomycota, Sordariomycetes, Glomerellales, Glomerellaceae.
AUGGUCCCAGCAGCCGCCAGCAAACCGGCCGACGAGCCUUCAUCGUCCUCCUCGUCGCCAGUGAGGGCGGUGCAGCUUAACAAUCAGGAGGGACAGCAGGUUCAACAGAAACAGGCGACUGCAUCCACACAGAAGAAGAAACCGGAUAACUCUCUACGAUACCCCUUUUGGUUUGGAGGCAGUGCCAGCAGUAUGGCGGCCUGCGUAACUCAUCCCCUGGACCUGGGUAAGGUCCGCCUUCAAGUCCGCCGUCCCGAUGCCCCCAAGAACAUGGUUGGCACGUUUGCCCACAUUGUCCGUAACCACGGAGUGACCGGUCUCUAUAACGGCCUCUCUGCCUCCCUCCUCCGCCAGAUGACCUACUCAACUGUCCGCUUCGGUGCCUACGAAGAGAUGAAGGUCCGCAUGACCCGCGAGAACGGCGGCAAACCCCCGAAAUUCCCGGUACUCGUCGCAUUGGCCUCGGCGUCCGGCUUCAUUGGCGGCAUAUCUGGCAAUGCCGCUGACGUGCUUAACGUGCGUAUGCAACAGGACGCCGCUCUCCCACCCGCAGAACGCAGGAACUACAAGCACGCCCUGGAAGGCAUGCUGCGCAUGGCGCGCGAGGAGGGCAUCAUGAGCUGGUUCAGGGGUGUCCUGCCCAACAGCAUGCGCGCGGCGGCCAUGACGGCGUCGCAGCUUGCAUCGUAUGAUACCUUCAAGGGAAUGCUGAUCCGGCAUACACCCAUGGGCGAUAACCUCACCACGCACUUCACCGCGUCGUUCUUGGCGGGCGUGAUGGCCGCGACGGUUACAAGCCCCAUCGACGUCAUCAAGACUCGCGUCAUGUCUGCGAGCACGCAAGAGGGGCUCGCGCAUACCCUGGCCAACAUUUACAAGCACGAGGGCCUGGGGUGGAUGUUCAAGGGCUGGGUGCCCAGCUUCUUGAGACUUGGACCUCAAACCAUCUGUACAUUUGUCUUCCUAGAAUUUCACCGCACAGCCUAUAGAGCGGUGGCCGACGUUGGCGGAGACGACGCCAUCUAG